Messenger RNA from Brassica rapa (field mustard), 2015 nucleotides. RefSeq names its product F-box protein At1g20360-like. The record is from RefSeq and is a predicted model, not a curated record. Lineage: Eukaryota; Viridiplantae; Streptophyta; Magnoliopsida; Brassicales; Brassicaceae. Gene Ontology annotation, molecular function: protein binding.
AUAAUGACCGUACAUGGGAAGAAAGGGAAUUAGCUGCAUGGUUCACUCGCCUCAAUAUGAAAGCAAUACAGUGUUUUUUUUUUCUUCGACUUCCUAAAAUUAGCUGCAUGGUUCACUCAUCUAUUAAUUAGUAGAUAUAUAUGUCUAAUUACUGAAAUUAGUAGAUAUAUAUAUAUAUAUAUCAUAAUCAGAUUAGAUAUAUAUAGAUACUUUGUUCUAAUGACCAAUAAAUUAAUUUGUAAUCUACAUAAAGAUCAUUAAAAUAGUCAUGAUGAAAUCUUAGGCAAUUAAAUAAAAAUGUUGGAUUUCAAUAUCCAUCAAAAUUAAAUAUAUUCUCUACUUUAGUUAAGUCACUUAUAUUAUGGUGAGUUAAUCUUGCCUUCUUUACUGAAAUUGAUUGCUACAUUUGUUUGAACCUGUUGUUACUUUUAAGUCAAUAGGAAAACUACUUUUUCACAACCUCACAAGUAAAAAAAUACAAUCACUGAAAUAAGUAGGAAAUAUUCAUUAUUAAUGGAUAUUAUAUUUUUGAAUUUAAAAAAAAAAAUAGUUAAAAAUUCUCUUACACUAUUAGAAAACUAUAAAAUCUUUUAAAAUUUAAUGAUGCUGACAUCAAAUUAUUCUAUUUAAAAAAUUCUAUUCCAAUUUUAAUGAUUUUGUUUUGCUUCUUUGGAAUUGGCAAAGUAAAACUUCUUUAUAAAAGGUGAGACUAUCAUCUCACUUUUUGUCAUCUAUAAAGUUGUUUAUUAAACAUCAUCACAAACAAACUUUUGAAAUAAACCCAAAACAUAAAUCAAAAUAGGACGUACAGUUCUCACUUCUGAUAAUGAAUUCUUUGCCUGUGCAUCUCCUAGACAAUAUUCUCUUCAGAUUAGAUCUCAAAUCUCUGGUGAUGAUGCAAUGCACAAAUAAAUCCAUCAGAUCACAUAUAUCCGAUGAUCCGAGUUUUGAAAUCGGAUAUUCAUCUCGUGUCCGACUCAGUUUUUUAUACACUUUUAGCAAAGGUGCCCCUUUCGUCUUCUACCAGCCUUUUGGCUCUCAGUGCGAAUCUAUGUCAAACGUAAAAACAUUUGCUUCUCUCCAAGGAAUACACUGUUAUAUCCUCGGCUCCUGCUCCGGCCAUCUUCUACUAUACACGAAUGGCCUCUACGUCGUGAAUCCCCUUACAAAGAGGUUUCGACUCUUGGAUCACUCUGGUUCAAUGCUUCUUGCUACAAUAUUCAAUGGUCCCAACAACAAGGCUAAUAAUACAGAAGAGAGAGCUAUGUGCGUUGGUUUUGCGCUAGAUCAAAGUCGAGCAACCACCACCAAGAGAUUCAAGAUCAUCUGCAUACUUGAGACUCAUACGACGUACGCAUUUGAGAUAAGCGACGGAAAUUCGUGGAGAUUUUCUGAAACAAUCAUCACCACCACCAACUCAAAAAGUGAGCUCACAAAGCGAAUGAAACCUGUUUACUUAGAGGGCACUCUACACUGGUUGAGAAACGACGGUAGCAUCAUAGCUUUCAAUAUUGAGACAGAGCAAGCACGCUUUAUUCCCUCUGUAUUCCAUCCAGAACCAGAGAUGAAACUGCUUUUCACACUCGACGAUAAGAUCAAUCGUCUAACCUUAAUAUCUGGGACCAAAAACACAAUAUCAGUUUACACACUAACAGGAGAUCAUACCUCCAAGUGGGCCCUUGCUAGGCAGAUCGAGAAUGUACUUAUGACGGAAAGUGAGUUGAAUACUGGAACGUGGUUGCAUACGAUGGCAAGCACAUGGUGGUGAGAGAUAAAGAAAAGGAUGGUUCAACUGGUGUGGCUCAUGUGUACAACAUGGAAGAUAACCGUUGGGGAGCGUGGUGGCCAACCGCAUGUCAGGCCAAGUACAACCUAGACGUCUUUAGGUUUACACCCUUCUUUUCUUUUUUCGAGCAUACAGAGUUGGUUGAAGAUUCUACGAACGAACAUCUAGCUCGAAUUAUGAGACUCAUUGACACAACCAAGCGAAUAGAUAAAUUAUUUCUAAUGUUGGC